GAGCCGUGGGCGGCGUGGCGGUGCUAGCAGGGCGCAGGGCCGGAGGUGCUGGGCUUCACCGUGGCUUAGCUCACGGAGCUGUGGUGUGUCUCUCGCGAAAGCUCAGCCUAACGGACAGGAGAAGCAUCGGGCAGAGGCGGCCCCCACCGGCUAGUGCAGGGCCUCGGGCCGAGUGGGGCCGAGAGCUGCGGGAGUAAGCGGCGGCGGGUCCCGAGCGCUGCGCGCCAUGGCGGGCGGGCCCCCCAAGGCCCUGCCGUCCACGGGCCCCCAGUCCUUGCGAGACAUGCCGCACCCGCUAGCCGGCUCCAGCAGCGAGGAGGCCGUGGGAGGCGACAGCACGCCCAGCCCGGACCUACUGAUGGCCCGCAGCUUCGGUGACAAGGAUCUCAUCUUGCCCAAUGGUGGGACUCCAGCAGGCACUUCGAGUCCAGCUUCUUCAUCGUCUCUUCUGAACAGACUUCAGCUUGACGAUGACAUUGAUGGUGAAACCAGAGAUCUCUUUGUCACAGUUGAUGAUCCCAAGAAGCACGUCUGCACAAUGGAGACCUACAUCACAUACAGGAUCACCACCAAAAGUACACGGGUGGAGUUUGACUUGCCAGAAUAUUCUGUUCGUCGACGAUACCAGGAUUUCGACUGGCUAAGGAACAAACUGGAAGAAUCGCAGCCCACUCAUCUCAUUCCCCCACUUCCUGAGAAGUUUGUGGUGAAGGGUGUCGUGGAUCGCUUUUCAGAAGAGUUUGUGGAGACCAGAAGAAAAGCGUUGGACAAAUUCCUAAAACGGAUUACAGAUCACCCCGUGCUGUCUUUCAAUGAACACUUCAGUGUGUUCCUCACUGCUAAGGACCUGAAUGCCUACAAGAAGCAGGGGAUAGCAUUGCUGACCAGAGUAGGUGAGUCAGUCAAGCAUGUCACUGGAGGCUAUAAGCUGAGGAGUCGGCCUCUGGAGUUUGCAGCCAUCGGUGACUACUUAGACACUUUUGCACUCAAACUGGGAACCAUCGAUCGGAUAGCCCAGCGGAUCAUCAAAGAAGAAAUAGAGUACCUCGUAGAGCUGAGGGAAUACGGGCCUGUGUAUUCCACGUGGAGCGCCUUGGAAGGCGAGCUGGCAGAGCCGCUGGAGGGCGUGUCAGCCUGCAUUGGGAACUGCUCCACAGCCUUGGAAGAGCUGACAGAUGACAUAACAGAAGAGUUUCUGCCUGUGCUCAGGGAAUACAGUCUGUACUCUGACUCUAUGAAGGGUGUGUUGAAGAGGAGGGACCAAGUUCAAGCAGAGUACGAAGCCAAACUGGAAGCUGUGGCUCUGAGGAAGGAAGAGCGGCCCAAGGUGCCAGCAGAUGUGGAGAAGUGCCAGGAUAGGAUGGAGUGCUUCAAUGCAGACCUGAAGGCUGAUAUGGAGAGGUGGCAGAGCAACAAGCGACACGACUUCCGGCAGCUGCUCGUGGGCUUGGCUGACAAGAAUAUCCAGUAUUAUGAGAAGUGCCUCAUGGCGUGGGAGUCGGUUAUUCCACUACUGCAAGAGAAACAAGAGGCCAAGUAGCUUUGGUUUUGGAAGAGACUCUUCUGCCUCCACAGGGCAUGGUACCCUGAACCAGAAUGUCCCUGCAGUGCCAGAGAGGUCGCCGUGGGAAAACAGCACAACAGCACCUCUUGUGUGUGUACUUUCUCCCCUGUCCCCCACAGUUGUUUUCAGUUAGUAUUUAUUCCUUGGAGUCUGAGGCUGUAAUCAUCUCUCAGCAGAAGCAUACCUCCAUAUUGUGAAGGAACCUCUUAAACUGAACACUACGAAGACUUGAACCUGAGGGGCAGGAUAACCCCCACAUGACAUGUGACAUCACUUUGGGGACAGCCCAGUUGCCAUUGUAGGACAGAAUCCCAGGCCUGUGUCUCAGGGACCUGGGGAAAUAGGAAGAAAGCAGCUGUGACCUGCUGCAGAGACACUGUGGCUCUGCACCUCACCUGUGAGGGCAUUGAGCGACCAGCAUGGAAGGAGGUGUGGGUACCUUCUCAGAAUGUCCUUAAUUUACAGUGGCCUGUGGCUGUGGCCGUGGCCUGCUGCCUGCUCAUGAUGAGUGGCAUCUAUUUACUUGUUUCUGUUUCACAUGGGGCCACCUAAAUCUGUGUCUGUGAGCAUCAAUGCUUGAGUGAGCAAGCCCGCGUCCAUGUCCUUACAGGAUGCCUCAGGAUCUUGUUUCUGACACCAGAGUGCAACAGAUGAGAAGCCUUUUGGUGUGAACUGGAAAAAAAGGUGCAUUUUUCUCUGUGGAGGUCUUUGUGUGUUUUGCUUGUUAACUGUCAUCGUGGUUGGGAUUAGACCUGUUUGGAAACAGCUACUGUCAGUGUCGCUCUGGUGUGCCAAGCCCCAGCUCUGAUGUCUGCUUUGUGCAGUUUGCCUUUACCUCACCAAACAUGUCUAGUUUAAUCUUCCUGCUGUGCUCACUGACUUCUAGGCAGCCUUGCAGUGAGGGCUGGUGGGCUGUAUUGUUUUUGCUGUCAAGAUUUGUAAACUCAGUGUGACUUCUACAUGAGCGUUUUAACCCUCAAAAUUCUGUGGUCAGGAAGAAAAGCAUCCACAGUUUCCUCAGAGACGAGAAGAGCGACAUGAUGCUUUUUGUUUCAGGCUAUGUGGAAAUCUCCGUUCGCAGCCAAAAUCUGGGGGCCGCCAAUGUGCUUAACAUCUUCAUGUGAAGCUUUUCAAAUUUCCAUAAAGCUAACAACCAGAAUGGACCUCUCUUCCAUACCGUUGUUCCUGCUAAAAAGAAGCUGUGUAUUUGUCUUCUUUCAUCUGUGACUCUUUGCUAAAAAUCUGUAGAUCUGAGCCACAGGUCAAUGGAAGGGGCUUUGUUUUUAAGGUGAAGCAGUCAAGGGUUGCUUCAUUUACAAGUUAAUUUGCAAAUCUGAUCAUCAGACAGCAUGCUGAGUCCUGUAAUUCCCUCUAAUGUGGAGUCAGCUGCGUCUGGGACAUCAUGGGACAGCAGCUAGGUAGCAUGAAACAAUUUGUCUUCUCACAUUUGACAGAUUUGUGAUAGAAAUAAUAAUUCCUGCAUCUAUUGGUACUUUCCUAAACCCUAUCUGUGCCAUCCCAGUGUCCUUGAUGUGAAUUUUCUUUGGUACAAAUAGAAAUGGCUCAGUGAGGCAGAAGAGUAAGAACAGCCCAUACACCCCAACUCCAGUGAGUUGGCAUCUCAUUCUACCUCUCAACCACCAGGUUGGUGUGGGUAUGGAUGCUCAGAGCCAACCCAAGCUUGCUGGUAGAGUCAGGGUGUAUAUUUAGUCACCAACUGGCCUCCAUUGUGUAUAUUAGCCGACAUCAGACUGGCCCAAAGGUGAUGUCCAUCUUUGAGAAACAUGAAGCUUUGCUUUGUGGACCGUAUGCUUUGUGGAGCACACAGUAACAUAAUGAUGCAUACAAUAAUGUAAUGACUCAUGGGAAGAACAUAGAUAAAAUUAUGAAGAAGUUAAAAUUUGAUGACCAACUAAUUGCCAAAACACCAAGUCAAUCCUGUGUGCUGGUUAGUUAUGCAAGAAGAAAACUCCGUAGAAACAGCCUCCAGCUUCAUUGAGAACUGUAGGGAAGGAAGCGGGGUCCACAGCCAUUCCCUCAUGAGAGGUGGCUCUCACAGCAUCUUGAGAUGUUUGUCUUGUUGUGUUUAUUUGGCCAGUAAGCAAUGUCCUUGGGCGUUGAGCUUCCAGAAAGAGCUGGAAUAAUGGAGACUUUCUGUCCCCUUGGAACAGUGUCAGUGGCAGAGCCAUGGACGCCCAUGCACAAGGGUGUCCUUCUCAGGAUGGCAGCUGGUGAGCUGAGGAGGCUGGCCUAGAAGAAAAGGAACAAUAGACAGUGAAGGAGGCCUUCCACCCUCCUUGCUUCAGAGGCUCCCUCAGUCCGUGGAAGCUCACCAGUUGAAAGCAUACACAAAAGAGAUUCCCUACGGGAAGCAUAGCUCAGAGACUACAGUGCCAAAAUGCCCCAGAGAGGCUCUAUCACUUAUUUCUGGAGCCGACGCCUUUCCCUGAAGUCACAGGUCCCUCUGACUUAUUUUCCAUGUGACUUUGCCUUAACGGUACCAUAGGCAGAGGGAUGCAGAUAACUUUUGAGGCUUGGACACAUGCCAGUGAAAUGAAAGUUGGCUGUAGGCAAUUGCCCAGGUCCUGAGAAAUGGGGCCUUGUUCACCGGAUUAGAAACCUGCAAAGGCAGGGAAUUCUUCAAGUCAAGGAGCUGGGAGAGCCGGGAUUGUUUAGGACAGUUGUGGUUUGUAGCAGGAAAGGAUACUACUGAUGUUGGGAUUUGCAAGAAGAAUCUGGGUUGUGCUGCUCAAAACAAGGAGGCCUUGCUCUGGAGUAAGGAGGGAAUGACCCCUCAGCCCUCAGUGUGGGGUCAGUUUCAUCCUCUCCUAAGGCCCAGACAGUGUUUGCUGCUGAGCAGGAAGUAGGGUUAGGAUGGGCUUGUGCCUCUCCAAGCUGCUCCUCACUGCACCAGAUAGUUUCCCUUAGCUGAAAGAAGAAAACCUAGCAUGCAUGGGGUAGAGGUGGAAUGUAAGACGCGUCUCUAUGCCAAAUGGAGUGUGCAGAAUGUAAACAGAAGGGAACAUGUGAACACUGCAGUGUCUGCUGAGGGAGGGCCUGUGGAGACUUUCAUUUUAGAAGUGGGCAUGAUGACAGUGUUUCUCUUUUAGGACAACACCCAUGGAACACUCGAAGGCUUGUGUGAUUUGUCCUGUCCUGUGGCACAGAAGCCAGAGGUAGCUGGCUGUUUUGAUGAGGUCAUUUGACUGUAAGAAGGCUGAGGUGAGGCUCUGUUAUGGGGCUGACUGUUCUUAGUCUUAUCUGUUUGAACAUUCCUGGGUAUGACUUUAUGUAUGGCAAAAACCCAUGUUACCAAAGUAGUUUUUAACUACUGCGAUUUGUAAAUAAGUGUUGUGGGGAGAAAAAAAAAAACCCUUUAAAAGAUCAGUAUGUGUCUCAUAUUUAUGUACUUAGCACUUGAAAACCCAACACACCCAGAAAAAGACAGAGAUUGUUAAAAGCCUAAUUGUAGUUCAUAACAAUUUGUCAGUACCUACUGAUUGCCUUACUCUUCAGCUAGUGGUUUAAAGAGUCUGUACAGAAAGUUUUACACAUGGAAACAGUUGGUGUAGAAACUUAAUAUAGGCAGCUGCCAUCUUCUUAAAGUUUCAAGCCAGAAGGUGGGGGCCACAGAAGGAAGGUGGCCUUUCAGGUGGCAAGAUUAAAUAUCGCUGUUGCCAAAUAGUAUUUGAGAUAAUAACAGGAAACGGACCACAGUACUGUUUGAUGCUUUUGGAUGAGAAAGACGAAUGUGAAAUGCAUCGGCCUAGUUUGGGUGUGGAGGAUACAGACAGUAUCAGCAGUGACAAAUCACACAGCUUCAAAAAAUCCUCUGGUUUACGACAGCAUGCCAGGUUUACUUUGCUUCUGCAGAACGGAUCCCAGAGAUGGAGAGUCUCCAAAGGUUGAAAUGCCAAAUAACAUAAAACAUGUUCUGUCGACUCAAUAUUAAAGCCAGGGUGACUAGAUGCAUACACCUUUCUCCCUGAAGUACUGCCCAAGUAUGUGGUGAUUCUGAGCUCUCCACAGCCCAGUUCAGAACAGCUAACACAUAUGUAUGCUGUCGUUGGACAGGCUGGUUCAUAGCCUUAGACCUCUGCCAAGAUGCUGGAGGAAAGGAGGGGUUUUUCCUAGACUGUGGAUUGGUGUAACAAAGCAAUGGCUGUGUCAGCUGGGCCUUCAUCCAAGAACAAACCAGCACAAACCAGCAUCUUCUACCAGUUAGCACUGUCUUCCUGGACCAUGCCGAGGGUUAGGCCUCUCUCUCAGAGUCCCUCCUCACUGUAUUUCUGUGUGCCUGUUCCCUUCAUGCCUAAGUCAGGACUACAUGGAGAGACAGCCUACAUCUGACAGACUCCCACAAAACAAACUGCCAGCAAACUUUCUAACUCGUAUUUUAACUGUUCAGGAGGGGAAUUAAAACAAAUUUUUGGACUAUUUUUUUUUAUUUUUAAAAAUUGUUCUUUAGGUUUAAAACUUCCAGAGAUAGAAGCAGGCUUCUGAGGUAUGGGGUCUCGCUGUGUGCUCUCUCUCCUUGCUGCCAUUAAGCCAAAACGGAAGCUGUGAACAUAAGUGCUUGAGAGAAUGCGUGUUGCUAAGAAAGUGAUUUAUUUACAGAUCCAAGUCUUUGUCUUAUGAAACUACCAAAAAAGAAUGUCACCUUUUUUCUUUGUUGUGGAACCAGAGGUUAUAAAAAGGAAAAAAAAAAAAGCUGUUUUGUUGUAUUUUUGAUGCUGGCACAAGGUUCUUGUCCACUUUGGUUUUUCGUAUCUCUGUAUGUAAGAAAUUCUGUUUGUUGUUUACUAUGGAAUUAGUAUUACAUUUUGAGGUAAACAAAGAAUUUGUAUUGCUUGAUAAACUAUUAGCUUGUAAAUUAAUUUUUUUUCUUUACCUCAGUUAACUUAAGUAAUGGACCAAUAAACCUAUAAAAGAUGCUUUAUUUA
Messenger RNA from Arvicanthis niloticus (Nile rat), 6507 nucleotides. RefSeq names its product sorting nexin family member 30 (gene Snx30). Gene Ontology annotation, cellular component: phagophore assembly site; cytoplasm; early endosome. Gene Ontology annotation, biological process: autophagy of mitochondrion; protein transport; piecemeal microautophagy of the nucleus. Lineage: Eukaryota; Metazoa; Chordata; Mammalia; Rodentia; Muridae. Gene Ontology annotation, molecular function: phosphatidylinositol binding; protein binding. The record is from RefSeq and is a predicted model, not a curated record.